AUGUCAACGCAGGGAGUUGGGCGUAAUGGCCCGCGUUCGAAAACGGGUGGGACAUCUAUCAGCUUCCCUCCAACACUCGGCCCAACUAAUGCAAUUCACUUCCCUGUAGGCUGUAGUACUUGCCGCCGUCGGAAGGUUAAGUGUGGCGAAGAAAAGCCCACUUGUGCCCGCUGUGCAUCUUUGCGCCUCAAUUGCGAAUGGGGUGUCCCGGUGAAGCACGGACGAAGCACUCUAGUCCGGCACCUACAACCUGCACCGAGAGCUCCUGAACAGACCCCUUGGCCAAUGCCCGAGGCCGGACCUCCAAUCGAUUCCCAUUCCGAUGAUCUUCUCACGUUUCUGUCACCAGUCUCAUGGGCGGAAGACAUUCUUCCUUUUGACACCUCCCACUCAGCCCCAACGUUGUCCCCCUUAUACCCUUCAUUGAACUUCAAUACCGCGUGCGGUAAUUCAUUGACGCUCAGCUCUCUUGAUCGCCAAUACUUCCAGUACUUUCCAUCUUCAUCACUUGUCUUUUACUAUAUGAAAGGCUGGAGAUGGACCUCCAAUCUUGCGGGCAAGACAUGCGGUUACUAUCCUCUGCCCGGUACUUCAGGAGUGCACUCAGCUAAUCAGAUACGCGGAACGGAUAGCUAUCUCUACCAAGGCCCAGCUGCAUCGAAUAGGAUCAUCAUGCGGAUGCUAUUGGCGCUCGCUGCCUGCGAUAUGCAUCGCAAUGGGUUGGCUGUAGGCUCUCAAGAUCACGGACGGUACCACUACAGUCAAGCGGUCAAAGAAUUCAGGCAACUCCUUGAAACGCCGCGCCAGGUCUCAUUGCAUGAUAUAGAGAUGGUCUUUGCCACUGUAUUCUUAAUGAUAGCUUGGGAAUGGCAGUUCGGACACUCCAUGCGCCAUCUUCAGCUUCAUCUUCAGGGGGUACGAUCACUCUUAGAAUCACACCCACAACUGUUUCGCAUCAAGGAUGUAACCGAUAUACUGUUAUCCCCUGAAACCAACAACCCGUCGAAUGGGACUGAGAGCAUGGCUAAGGUCUCCUUCAUUCCCGAGCAGUUCUUACUGUGGCCGGACCAUCUUCAUCGGUGUGCUCGUUUAUGGGGACGAUGUUUCUGGGGCGGGCGCUAUCCCGACGAAGAAGUACUGGAUGAUAUCGAAAAUUAUAGAGCCCUAGAGCUUUUGCAUGCAGGAUAUUCUCUACGCCAUCGAACCUGGAAAGCUCUAAUAGAGUCUGCGACUGGCACUGCUGAUUCCGCAGAAGCCCUCUUCAGUGAAAUUCUUGCGAUCCGAGAUAAAUUUGCCGACCUCUUCAUCACCGCGAAGUUUGCCGGUAGUGUCUCCAACCGACGGACGGUCAAUACAAUAUACCUGGCAGUUUCCACUUUCUAUGGCCAAGUCCUACUUCAUCGUCGGCUUCUCUGUGUCAAUGAUUUACCAGCAGGCAUCCACCAACAAGCUACAACCGGAAUUAUUGACAUCUCUCAGAAGCAAUUCAUGACUGAUCCGAAGCACCUUUUUCGACUACACUGGCCUCUAUUGAUGGCAAUUAUUGAGACCAGCGAUGCAUUGCACCAACAAUGGCUCCGAGACCGUCUGUGGGAACUACGCGACUUCCACUCCGAAUUUUGUUGGGCAUAUGAGGUAGCAGAGCAGAUCUUAGCCCAACAAGAUCUGAGCCGGGGACGGUACGUCAAUCUGGCCAACGUGUUGCUAGAUCGAUUCCAUGCGCAGUAA
This is a messenger RNA of Penicillium bovifimosum, 1728 nucleotides long. Its product is annotated as Zn(II)2Cys6 transcription factor. The record is from RefSeq and is a predicted model, not a curated record. Gene Ontology annotation, molecular function: DNA-binding transcription factor activity, RNA polymerase II-specific; zinc ion binding; transcription cis-regulatory region binding. The transcript has 5 exons. Gene Ontology annotation, biological process: positive regulation of transcription by RNA polymerase II. NCBI's taxonomy places the organism in Eukaryota, Fungi, Ascomycota, Eurotiomycetes, Eurotiales, Aspergillaceae. Gene Ontology annotation, cellular component: nucleus. Bases 1 to 1728 code for a protein of 575 amino acids.